AUGAUGACCUCAGCAGACCGGUCCCUGGAGGACAUCCUGUACGGCCGGCAGCCGCACGGCAACAGCCCGGAGACGGGCGGCUGCCGUGGCGAUGGAGAUGCAACCCAAAACAGUAGAGCCAGGACCUGGUCUAGACCAGGACUAAGACCUGUUCUAGGCGGGGGGUCCCGGGGCUGUCCAGCGGUUCCUAGCCCCCUCUCCCUUUGUCUCCAGGAUGGACACGCCCCCUCCUUUCAGGAGCCAAUCCUGUGUGCGGGUUGUGGCGGGCGGGUCGUGGAGCGCUUCUUCCUAUUGGCCGCGGGCCGGGCGUGGCACGGCGCCUGCCUGCGCUGCUGCCAAUGCCAUCGAGAGCUGGAGACAAGCCCCUCCCUCUACUGGAGGGGCGGCAACACCUACUGCCAGCAGGACUAUUGCAGGCUGUUUGUGAUAGGUCGAUGCGCUCGCUGCCAACAGCCAAUCCCGUCGACCGCUAUGGUGAUGCGCUCGGGAGAGUUGACCUUUCACCCCCACUGCUUCUCCUGCCAGGAAUGUGACAUCACUCUGCUGCCUGGCAACCUCUACUUCCUGCAGGGGCGGAGCCUUUACUGUCAGUCCCAUUACCAUGGCAAUACACCCCAUAACACUACAAGUGGAAAAGAAGAGGAGGAGUCUGCCAGCAGCCCAGAGUCGCGAUUGGAUGACAGGGGGGAGUCGGCGGCCGGGGGGCGUGUCCGCCGGCAGAACAAGCGAAUCAGGACGUGCUUCCGCAGCGAGCAGCUCCGAGCGCUGGAGUCCUACUUCGCCCAGAAGCACAACCCGGACGGGAAGGACUGGACCUGUCUGGCCCACAAGACAGGCCUGCCCAAGAGGGUCCUCCAGGUGUGGUUCCAGAACGCCCGAGCCAAGAUGAGGCGCUCCGUCUCCGUUGACGACUCUCCAACCGCCUCCAGGGCCGAAACCGUGGCAACCAGCCCCCCCUCCCUCUCCCGCUCCCCCCUCUACUCCACCAGCACCAUCGACCAAUCACAGCUCUCCCUGCUAACCAACCCGCUUGACGUCCCACCCCCCGCUGACCAAUCAGGGGGUUCCAACCACUCCUUCCUCCUGGACUACAACUCUCAGGGUGCACCGGGGUGGAGCUCGCCUCUUGGGCGCUUCCAGGAAGGAGACGAACCAAUGGGGAGAGAGGGAUUAUGUGAUGACACCUUGAGACACUUCUACAGUUAGACUCAUGGGUGGAGGCCUCACCCCUGACUCCAGCCGCUGUGACCCCCGGGUGGAGGCCUCACACCCUGACUCCACCCGCUGUGACCCCCGGGUGGAGGCCUCACACCCUGACUCCACCCUCUGUGACUCAGGGUGGAGGCCUCACACCCUGACUGCACCCUCUAUGACUCAGGGUGGAGGCCUCACCCCUGACUCCACCCGCUGUGACUCAGGGUGGAGGCCUCACCCCUACUCCACCCGCUGUGACUCAGGGUGGAGGACUCACCCCUGACUCCACCCGCUUCGACCACCCUCUGGGACUCAGGGUUCAGUGGUGAUUCUCUGGUUCAUCACAAGUUUGAUUUGUGUGGAGUUGUGUGUGUGUGUGUGUGUGUGUGUGUGUGUGUGUGUGUGUGUGUGGAGGUGUGUGUAUUUGGAGGUGUGUGUGCGUGCGUGCGUGCGUGUGUAGAGGUCUGUGUGAACACAACACAGACAUAACCUUCCUAUUUCCCCUCUAAAUGAGGACCUCCACGUCUAAGGAGAAGCGCUCUGAGAGGAUCCAUGGGCUCUGCUGCCCAUCUGGAACCGGGGGCCCUAGGCUAGCUCCUCUCUGGUGGAAUCCCUUCUGAUGGGACAAAUACUGAGGUUCCGUCAGGCAUGCUUAAGUUCUGUUAGGAUAAUUACUGAAGUUCUUUCAGGCUAAAUAUUUUUGUUAUGUUAGGCUUAAUACUUAUGUUCUGAUAGGCUAAGUACUUAAGUUAUGUUAGGCUAAAUUCUAAACUUAUGUUAGGCUAAAUACUUAAGUUCUUUCAGGCUAAAUAUCUAUGUUCUGUCAGGCUAAAUACUUAGGUUUUGUUAGGCUAAAUACUCAAGUUCGAUUUGGCUAAAUACUUAAGUUCGAUUUGGCUAAAUACUUAAGUUCUGUCAGGCUAAAUAUUUUAGUUAUGUUAGGCUAAAUACUUCCACAAAUUUUAAAAGAGAAGAUAGAAGAUCACGUAAUGUUGCAAGUAGUUGUAGCAGUAGUAGUAGUUUUGAUGCUGUGAAGAGAUUAACAGGUUGGUAGUUUGCAAGAUGAUGUAUACUGUAAACCUGAUGUUUCUUGCUGAGAUUAUAGAUUUAGAAUUCUAGCAAAAUGUGCAUUAUUACCAAGUAAUAUCAGUACAUAUACAUGAUUAGUAAUAUCAGUACAUAAACAUGAUUCGUAAUGUCAGUACAUGAAUAGUUUGUUUCUGCUCUGUUGAGUGAGUUUUAUGACCAAUAGAAAACACAUGUGCCCUAGAAGUGACUCCUUAGCCUACAGUAGAGUGAAGUGUGAAUAAAUAAAUCCCUGUUGA
This is a messenger RNA of Gadus macrocephalus (Pacific cod), 2519 nucleotides long. RefSeq names its product LIM/homeobox protein Lhx9-like. Bases 1 to 1206 code for a protein of 401 amino acids. The transcript has 6 exons. Lineage: Eukaryota; Metazoa; Chordata; Actinopteri; Gadiformes; Gadidae. Gene Ontology annotation, cellular component: nucleus. The record is from RefSeq and is a predicted model, not a curated record. Gene Ontology annotation, molecular function: RNA polymerase II transcription regulatory region sequence-specific DNA binding; DNA-binding transcription factor activity, RNA polymerase II-specific. Gene Ontology annotation, biological process: neuron differentiation; regulation of transcription by RNA polymerase II.